ACAUAUAUUAUAACUAUCAUUCAUUUACUUAACUAUUUAAAAUUUUCAUUUCACUCAGUUUCAAAUCAAUAUUUAUUUAUCAAUGUAUUCGAAUCACUCUAUUUAAAUUAACUAUCGUAGCGACCUUUGAAAUUUCAUUUGAUUAUUAAGAAUUUUAUUUUUAUGAUUCGUUCUUAGAUUUUCAUAGAAUAAUCUUGUUUUCUUUAAAUUUAAUAAAUAAUUUGUUUUAGUUUUUUGAUACGCUUUCGUGUUUUAAUUUUUCAACUUGAAUUUUAUUGAAUGGAUGUUGGUCAAGUCUGAAUCCAGACCAUUAUCCAUAUUGGUGACCCCGACGUUGAAAAAAGUACGCAUAGGAAGAAAAUAGAAAGAUUUUUAAAUUUCUCGAACGUUCUACAGAAAAUAAUUGAAAAUGCCAGAUGAUGUCCCGGACAGACAAAACGUUAGCGGCGAAUUGCAUCGUGUUUCUAUCAAGCCACCACCAUUUUUGCAAGACCAACCCGACCUAUUUUUUAUUCAGAUGGAGGCGCAGUUCAACAUUGCUAGCAUCAAAUGCGACAUAACAAAAUAUCACUACGUCGUUGCUUCAUUAGAUCAAAAUGUUUCUUCACGUGUCAGUGAUUCACUUAGAAAUCCACCAGAAACAAAUAAAUAUGAAGAACUUAAAAAAGUGAUAAUAGCAGAAUUUACUGACUCUGAUCAAAAGAAGUUGCGUAAAUUGAUAAACAGUGUUGAGCUUGGUGACUUGGAUCCAUCUAAGCUUCUGAAAAAAAUGAAAGAACUUGCGAAAAACCAACUUUCCGAUGAUGUGCUUAAAACAUUGUGGUUGGAAAGACUUCCGGACAACAUUAGAGCUGUAAUUUGCAUUGGUUCCGGCGAUUUAACGACACUUUCCAAGCAAGCUGACACGAUGGCCGAAAUGCAGAGCAUCUCAAACAUAUCAGCAGUUGGAAGCCAAUCUGAAAUUUUAUCAAGAAUCGAUGCACUUCAAAAACAAGUCGAAGAACUAAGAACAUCAAGACCAGGUGGAAGCAGAAAGCAUGGCUCACAAAAAAGAGAUUUAAGCAAAAGUCGCAGUAAGUCUAAACCACGUCUUCCACUUUGUCGCUAUCAUUUCAGGUUUGGCAAGGAUGCAAAAAAAUGCGUUGAACCUUGCCAAUUCAAAAAAUUCGACCUCUCGGAAAACUAAAGGAGGCUCUGU
This is a messenger RNA of Episyrphus balteatus (marmalade hoverfly), 1198 nucleotides long. RefSeq lists its product as uncharacterized. Lineage: Eukaryota; Metazoa; Arthropoda; Insecta; Diptera; Syrphidae. The record is from RefSeq and is a predicted model, not a curated record. The transcript has a single exon. The coding region runs from base 410 to 1186 and encodes 258 amino acids.